Bathycoccus prasinos is the source of this 2424-nucleotide messenger RNA. Its product is annotated as tRNA modification GTPase TrmE. Bases 1 to 2424 code for a protein of 807 amino acids. Gene Ontology annotation, biological process: tRNA wobble uridine modification; tRNA methylation. Gene Ontology annotation, molecular function: protein binding; GTPase activity; GTP binding. Gene Ontology annotation, cellular component: cytoplasm. The record is from RefSeq and is a predicted model, not a curated record. The transcript has a single exon. NCBI's taxonomy places the organism in Eukaryota, Viridiplantae, Chlorophyta, Mamiellophyceae, Mamiellales, Bathycoccaceae.
AUGAAGAUGCGGAUUUUGCGGAGAAGCGCUGAACCGUGUGCUUUUGAUGUGUCGUCGUCGUCUUCCUUCUCGUUUGAAAGUCUUUUCCUUUUUCUUCGACGGAGUAUUCUCGAAAGUACUCCUCCUCGUCGUCGUCAUCAUCAUCAUCAUCAUCAUCAUCAUCAUCAUCAUCAUCAUCAUCAUCAUCAUCAUCAUCAUCAUCGUUCGCUUCAUCAUCUUCUCUCCUCAAAACAACAACGCAAAACACAUCGUGUAUUCUUAAAUUCUCAGAAAGAAGAAAGCGCAGAGGCAAAGAAGACAGCGUUCCCAUCAAAACCGCGUCUUUUGACGACGAAAACGACGACGAGAAAAACUGCUUCUUUUAGUACUUUUGCGACGAAGUGUAGCAGCGCUUUGAAAGUAAAAGUAGAAGUAAAAGAAGAAGAAGAAGAAGAAGAAGAAGAAGAAGAGAAAGAAGAAGGGUCGACGAUAUACGCGAUAUCUACGCCGCCGGGAAGAGGUGGCGUGGCCGUUUUGCGAAUAUCCGGCCCGAAGAGCUGGGAAGUUGGGGAGAGACUGACGUUAACUGGACUUCUCAAAGAAAAAAGGGGAAGGUUGGAAGAUGUGGACGAAUAUAUUUCUUCGACGAGAAAGAGGAGGAAGAAGAGGAGGGAAAUGGCGAGACCGGGGGUACUGCGACGCGCUCAGUUUGUUUUUGAAACAAGAGAGAGAGAAUUAGAGGAAAUGGACGAGUUAGAACUAGAAGACGACGACGAUGAAUUCGACAAAGUGGAAGGUGGUAAAGGUCAAGGAAGAAGAAGAGAAAAUCAAGCGCCAGCUGUGGCGAGAAGGAAAGAGAAAAAUACCAUCGGGGUUAUCGAUGAAGGAUUAAUCGUGUUCUUCGAAGCGCCGCGCUCGUUCACGGGAGAAGAUGUGUGCGAGUUGCACAUGCAUGGUUCCAUAGCCGUGUGCAAAAAGGUAUUGGAGGUAUUGGCGACGAUGAGCGCUGUCGACGAAAAGGAUGAUGGAAAAAAUAGUCCCACGUUGUUGUCUUUUCGAAACUUGAGACCGGCAGAACCUGGAGAGUUCAGCAAACGCGCAUUUCUGAACAAGAAGAUGAAUUUAGUUCAAGCGGAAUCUUUGGCAGAUUUGAUAGAGUCGGAAACAGAAGCACAACGAGCGUUGGCUGUGAGUGAAAUAGAACUCGGUAGCGCUGACGGGGAUGUUAGCUAUCGUCGUGCUCCGACUGCUUCGUCGUUGUCGAGGAAAGUAGACGAGUGGACGAACGUGUUGACGAAGGCUUUAGCCGUGUGCGAAGCGGUUUUAGAUUUCCCUGGCGAAGAUCCAAAGCUCGAAUCGUCUUUGAUUCACCGAGACGUAUUACCAGCGAUUUGCCGCGUGAAAGGUGAAAUUGACGCGGCGUUAAAAGACGCCGAGGCGAGAGAGUUAGUUCGGACCGGUGUUCGCGUGUGUAUAGUGGGUGCCACGAAUGCGGGGAAAUCGACGUUGUUGAACUACUUUGCGAAAAGAAACGUGGCUAUCGUUUCGAAAGUUCCAGGAACAACAAGAGACGUCGUCGAGGUGAGUUUAGAGUUAGAUGGGAGAAAAGUAGUUAUUUUUGAUACCGCCGGGCAUCGAUUUUUGCCAAUAGCGGGAAAAACUUCAUCAACGUCGGAAAUAAUGGAAGAAUGCUACGACGCCGGAGACGAGGACGAAUCACUUUUCGACGACGAGUACGAAAGAAGAGUCGGUAAGCUUUCGGACGACACGAAAGAUUUAAUCGAUGAAAUUGAAAGAGAAGGCAUCGAAAGAGGUAAAAAUGUAGCAAAAAUGGCGGAUAUCAUCAUCGAAAUGAUCGACGCCACAAAUCCUAAGAGAAUCGAUUUUGCGAAUAUGAACAUUAAACGUGCGGAUGGUAUUAAAAUAAUCUCAGUCGUGAAUAAAUGCGACGCGUUGUAUGUUUUGGAAGAAGAAGAAGAAGAAGAAGAAGAAGAAGAAGAAGUAUAUUCAAGGUAUGAUCGUUCCCUUCUUCGUCUCAGUUUACGAACCGGACAGGGACUAGAAGCAUUAACGAAAGCUGUCUCUAAUGCCGUCCAAGAGUGUACAAUAACAGCAUCGUCAUCUUCAUCUCAAGCCAGCGACGGCGCUACGGCUGCCAUUGCCCGAUCUCGUCAUCGUGCGCACGCUCGCGCAAUAUCCAAUUCCCUUGGCGCGUGUCUCUCCGAGCUAAAUAAGGAAACCACUAGCGAUGAUAACGUCAAAAAAACAACAGAAGAUGAAGGAAGUAAAUGCUCUUUGAACCAUUCUCUGGGUCAUGUGAGAACUGAACUCGUCGCCGAGGAUUUACGGGAGGCGUUGGACAAUUGCUCUCGCGUAGUUGGUCGGUUGGAUGUGACAGAAAACGUUCUCGAUGUUUUGUUUUCCGAGUUUUGCAUUGGGAAGUAG